Emiliania huxleyi CCMP1516 is the source of this 1881-nucleotide messenger RNA. RefSeq lists its product as hypothetical. The record is from RefSeq and is a predicted model, not a curated record. NCBI's taxonomy places the organism in Eukaryota, Haptophyta, Isochrysidales, Noelaerhabdaceae. The transcript has a single exon. The coding region runs from base 1 to 1881 and encodes 626 amino acids.
AUGGCCGCCAACUCUUGCACUCCCUUCUCGGAGGUGCAGGGCUGGCCCGCGCCUGCGGUGGACGCGCGCACGGUGUGCACGCCGCUGGAGUCGCGUGUGGCCUUUUUCGGGGCCGCAGAUGGCAAGCCGCACCUCUACGUGCUCACCGUCGCGCUGCUCUCGGCUCACCGCUUCCACCCGGCGGCGGGCUACUAUGCGCUCAUGCCCCAGGGCGAAGCCGAGGCAUGCCGUCGUGCGGAACAUCCCUUCAGCAUGUGGUCCAGGGGCGUCGUCCGCGCGCUGCCGUUGGACGCGGCAUCGGCAACGCAGUUUGGCAGUGGCGGAGGCUAUUCACGGUACACCUUCCACAGGCAUGCGGUUCCCGAGAUGCUUGCGGCUCGAGGCUACGACUUCAGCAUUAACCUGGACCCAGACGUCAUCACGCUCCGCCCGUGGGACCUCCGCGUGCUGCUCGAGGUCAGGCUCAUUGCCGGCCGACAGGUCGGCCGCGGUAGCCGGACCGUCAGGUGGCUGCAAGAGCGGCUGGAGGCGAACGCACAGGCGGGUAUCAGCGGAGGGGAGAGGGCGGCGGCGGGCGUUGAGGGCUUCCUCUCGCGCACACUCAACACCACCAGGUGGGCACUGGAGCGGACUCCCGAGAUCAAUGGCGGCGUGCUCGUCUUCAACAAUGCGGCUGCCGUGAAGGCGCAGUGGCUGCUCACGUGCGUCAGGAGAUACGCCGCGCUGCACGCCGUCGUGGAGGGCGACCAAGACCUGAUCAGCCUCGUUCUCGCCGCGAAUCGGUCUCUGCCACGCGCUUCCCUCCCCACGGUGUACAACUACGCCUUUCGUCGCGACAGGGAGCGCCUGCCAUACCGAGAAGCCAAAAGGCUCCGGCACGGAGUCUUCGAAGGCGUUGCGGUCAGCAUCCACUUUGUCGCGGACGGCAAGCCCUGGCAGCGGCAGAAUCUGACGACGUACCCAAGUUGGCUGGCAGCGGCACGCCUUUGGUACGUCAACCAAUGGCACGAGCUGUCGCGAUCCGUGCGGCCUGGCCUGCUCCAAUCGCUCUCGCACCAGGAGCUAAGUGCCUUUGGCGAUCUCGAGCCGCUUCGCGUGGCUCAGAACCCGAAUCUGACUCUCCUCGGCGUCGCCGACUCAACCGCUCGCCUCAGCUGUCGCUGCUUUGUGAGGGGGCUGCUUUCCGGCGGUCAGAAGGCCGAUCCGGCAGAGCUGCUUGCCGGGGCAAGGGGCGUCGGAAAGAGGCAAGGUCGACCAGAGUUUGACGCUCUGGUGGAGUCGGUGGAGGACAGGGCUGAGGCCCUCCGCGCGCUCACCCAACGGCAGCGUGGCGUGCUCCUCCAAGAGUGCGGAGGAAGCUCCUCGACACACGAGGAACAAAGCUGCAAGGCCAUUGCGGAUGCGGAAUCGCGAAGAAGGGCUGCCAGCACAAGCACACGGGCGACAGUCAACAGCACCAUCGCCGACCUCUAUCCCGCCUUCCUCCGCUUCCUCGACGAGCACAAGGCGGUACCAGUCAAGAGCGUGUACGCGGACGUGCACCAGUGCGACCUCGCCCACUGGUACGCCCGGAUCAAGCAGGCGAGCACGCCGCCGAGGAUGGAGCUCACGCGGAAGAUUGGGACCGCGAAUGUGGAGGCGCUCAUCGCCCGCGUGGCCGCGCUUCCAAAGUUGAGGAAGCCUCGGGGCGCCGUGAGGCUCUCGGAUAGCCCGUGUAAGCGCUCUCUGUCUUCGAGAGGGCGGCUGGUCUCCUCUCCGCCGGCGGCCUCGCGGUCGCCCGGCGUCCAGCAGAUCCUGAUGCACACCCAGAACCACCGCACCAGGAGGCGAAGGAGGCACUUUGAUGCAGCGGCAGCGGAACCUACUCCGGCGCCGACGUGA